CUGCAAAACAUCUUUCGUUUGUCACCUUUACUUGUCCACCUCAAAUUCUCUUGUUACUUGAUCAGAAAAAAUGGGGUCCAUGUUCCUCAAUUCUCCUUUACCCGCAUCCAAUAAACUGAUAAGAGUGUCCAGUAAGUGCGACUGGUGCUUUUUGAGGUGGAGGAAGAGGAACGUUGUUGUAUAUUGCCAAGGUGGUGGAGGAAAGGCGAUAAGGUCUAGUGGGUUUCCUUCUGUUUUAACAGAAAGAUCAGCGGUGGUUAGUGAUCAGGAGCAUAUUGCUUCUGUUAGGGAUGCAGGAAGCUUGGUUUUGUCUCCAAAUGAAAAGGGGCAACCUGAAAUUGCUGUUGAGGACUUUGUGCCUUAUGGUGGACCAACUAGCUCUUCUUUGUUGGAGAUGCAAGAUGGUAUUGGCAUUGUCAAAUUUCUUAGAGGGAAAGGGCUCUUCAUUAGUGGUGCAACUGGCUUUCUAGCCAAAGUUCUUAUUGAGAAGAUUUUAAGGACCAUGCCUGAUGUGGGCAAGAUAUAUGUUCUGAUUAAGGCAGAAAGCAAGGAAGCUGCAAUUACAAGAUUGAAAAACGAGAUAAUAAACGCAGAGCUAUUCAAGUGUCUCAGACAAACCCAUGGAAAAUCCUACCAAUCUUUCAUGUUGAACAAACUAGUCCCCGUGGUAGGAAAUGUCUGCGAAUCCAAUCUCGGGUUAGAAGAAGAUUUAGCUGACAAGAUCGCUAAUGAAGUUGACAUAAUCGUCAAUUCAGCAGCUAAUACAACUUUUGACGAAAGGUAUGAUGUUGCUAUUGAUGUCAACACACGAGGAACUUGCCACCUCAUGAGCUUUGCAAAGAAGUGCCCGAAACUCAAGCUUUUCUUACAAGUGUCAACAGCUUAUGUUAAUGGACAAAGACAAGGAAGAAUUAUGGAGAAGCCAUUCCUUUUUGGAGACUGUAUAGCUAGGGAAAACUUAAUCAUCUCUGAUAGCACGCCAAGAUUUGCACCCGCAUUGGAUAUCGAGCAUGAAAUGAAUCUGGCCUUGGAUUCCAAGGAAGCUUUUCAAGAAAAUGAAGUGGCUCAAAAGAUGAAAGAGUUGGGUUUAGAAAGGGCAAGAAAAUAUGGGUGGCAAGACACUUACGUAUUCACCAAGGCUAUGGGGGAAAUGGUGGUUGAUAACAUGAGAGGAGACAUACCAGUUGUCAUCAUUCGACCUAGUGUUAUUGAGAGCACUUGCAAAGAGCCAUUCCCUGGAUGGAUGGAAGGGAAUAGGAUGAUGGAUCCUAUUGUUUUGUACUACGGGAAAGGGCAGCUCACAGGUUUUUUAGUAGACCCAAAUGGGGUCCUUGAUGUGGUUCCAGCAGAUAUGGUGGUUAAUGCAACAUUGGCAGCAAUGGCUUGGCAUGGGAUGGAGCAAAAACCAGACAUCAAUGUCUACCAAAUCGCUUCAUCUGUUGUAAAUCCACUUGUUUUCCAGGACCUGGCUACGUUGCUCCAUGAACACUACAAUUCCUCUCCAUACAUGGACUCAAAUGGCCGACCAAUCCAAGUUCCAUCAAUGAAGCUCUUCAGCUCCAUGGAAGAGUUCUCUGCUCAUCUUUGGAGAUAUGUCACCCAGCGAAGUCGGCUAGCGGGAAUGGCCACAUCGGACAGGAAGUUGUCACAAAAACAUGAAAACAUAUGCAGAAAAUCAGUGGAACAAGCCAAGUACCUGGCCAGUAUAUAUGAGCCAUACACUUUCUAUGGUGGAAGGUUUGAUAAUAGCAACACUCAGAAACUGAUGGAGAGAAUGUCAGAAAACGAGAAGGGGAUAUUCGGAUUCGACGUGGGAAGUAUUGACUGGAGAGAUUACAUUACAAAUGUUCAUAUCCCAGGCUUGAGGAGGCAUGUCAUGAAGGGGAGAGGAAUGUGUGGCUGAAUACCAUGUAACUUUGUCAAAACCUUGUCAAGCACUCACUGCAACUGCAACUAAUUGUAAUAAUAAGCUUCUUAGCAUUCCUUUUUCUUUUUUCUUUUCUUUUUUCUUAUGAAACGGAGAGUAUCAUGAAAGGGAGGUAUACUGUUCCUUUUUACAUGUAAGAUCAUCACUGUAAACCAAACAGCACAUUGAAAUUUGCU
Molecule: messenger RNA, 2103 nt
Organism: Populus nigra (black poplar)
Lineage: Eukaryota; Viridiplantae; Streptophyta; Magnoliopsida; Malpighiales; Salicaceae
Product: fatty acyl-CoA reductase 2, chloroplastic
Exons: 9
Coding region: 71-1903 (610 amino acids)
Biological process (GO): suberin biosynthetic process; long-chain fatty-acyl-CoA metabolic process
Cellular component (GO): intracellular membrane-bounded organelle
Molecular function (GO): alcohol-forming very long-chain fatty acyl-CoA reductase (NADP+) activity
Source: RefSeq, a predicted model, not a curated record